Capronia epimyces CBS 606.96 is the source of this 1602-nucleotide messenger RNA. RefSeq lists its product as uncharacterized. Lineage: Eukaryota; Fungi; Ascomycota; Eurotiomycetes; Chaetothyriales; Herpotrichiellaceae. The transcript has 2 exons. The record is from RefSeq and is a predicted model, not a curated record. The coding region runs from base 1 to 1602 and encodes 533 amino acids.
AUGGAGCGGGAAUACAAAGAUGCCGAAGCAGCGCUCAAACUCAUCACUGAGGUUGCAAACGAACCACGCAUCGAACAUCCUAGCCGUCCGCCAUCGAUCUCCAGCACCGCCAUCCCAGAACGUCGCAACCCCAUCCUGGGGACUUUGCGUCCUCCACAAAGACCUAUUUAUGAACGAUGCACCUCCAGCCCCAUUGUUCCGAUGAUUGCCACUUGCAAGACUCCGGCUGGUCCACCUGACAUCACGGCCCGUGAGCUCAGCACGGAAGAGUUGAAGAGAAAUUACAGCUGCGACAAUGUCUGGCACUUCAAGGACCAGCCCCUUCCUCCCAUGCCGCAAAUGACGGGGUUUGGAAGGUAUCGAAGAGCGGUAAAUGCGCCCGCGCAAUGGCAACUAGACCAACUUCACCACAACAUGCAUGAUGUGGGCGCGGUGAUCGUCAACCACCUUGGAGAUUGUCCUCCGGCUGGAUUGGACCCUGAAAUGUGGCGGGAAUACCGAGCUCAUCAUUCACGCACAAGCAGUAUUGGAAGCUCUCACAGCUCCAGUUCCGGCCCUGGACAGGUGGCUGCGAUGGAAUAUUUUGAUACCGUUACUGGUACCCGUGUCAGCCGGGGUUUCUGUCCAUCCAACGCCUCCAGCGCCGCAAGCUCCCUCAGGGAGGGUUCGGGUCAUUAUCGACGAGACUCGGCCAUGUCCAAAGCCAGCAUGGCAAGUCCUGGGAACGACGCAGAUGCUAAGCACAACCGUCGCCCGAGCCGCGUAUCACCAUAUCAACACACCAGCAUGACUUCAAUGAGUCCUUUGACAGCUAUCAGCGAAACGCAAGAGGCAUGCAACAAUGCUUCCCGCAAGAUUGAAAAGGCGUGUGAAUUCCAAGAUGGUGAAAUUCCUGAAAAUGCCGUCGCUUCUGAUGAAGAUGACGAGCUGGACUGGUCUGACAUGCUGGUGGUUGGUGGUGCCGGCAAUGUCAGUAAUCUUACUAAAAGAUUGGAGCGGAAUUCGUCCUCAAAAGCUGUACCCAGUGCAAAAUUGACUCUGACAAGGCAGCGUACCAACUCUCAAGAAAGACUAAAAUCUCAUGCUCCCAAAAGAGCAGGACCUGAGCGAUCCAAAACAAUCAAGGCUGUGACUCGUCCUACUCAACGUCGUGUCCAGCUGCAAAGAAAACAGUCAGCUACCGGAGAAGCUGUACACACCGUGGUCGCCCUGCAGACUGAAAGGGAGACCAAACGGCAGCUAGCAAAGGCCAAAGGGUCCAGCAUUUUGAGGCCGCGAGGCGAUCAGGGAGGGCUGCCAGAUGGAAAACAAUGGUCAGAAGAAAAGACCGAUUCGGCUGUACCACAGCAGACAAUGGAAGAAAUCAAGCACGAUCACCACAUCAGCGUCACUCCAUCUCCGACCCAGGUGGCUGAGUAUGGUGUGUUGCUGCAACAAUCAGACACAUCAGAUGACACCCUGUUUGCCGGGGAUACGAGCGAGACGAAAGAGCUCCCGUUGCGGGGCAAGAGAGAAAGAUCUCGCACCGUUUGCAGAAUACCGCCUUCUGGAUCUCCAUCGCCAGUGGCGCAGAUGAAUGGUGAUGAGACCAUGAAGAAAUGA